Messenger RNA from Ochotona curzoniae (black-lipped pika), 1414 nucleotides. It is a transcript of the gene SOX11, whose product is annotated as SRY-box transcription factor 11. Bases 44 to 1414 code for a protein of 456 amino acids. The record is from RefSeq and is a predicted model, not a curated record. The transcript has a single exon. Lineage: Eukaryota; Metazoa; Chordata; Mammalia; Lagomorpha; Ochotonidae. Gene Ontology annotation, biological process: neuron differentiation; negative regulation of transcription by RNA polymerase II; anatomical structure morphogenesis. Gene Ontology annotation, molecular function: DNA-binding transcription activator activity, RNA polymerase II-specific; RNA polymerase II cis-regulatory region sequence-specific DNA binding.
GAGCGAGCGGCCCGGGCUGGAGCGCCCAGCCCCGCAGCGGAUCAUGGUGCAGCAGGCGGAGAGCUUGGAAGCGGAGAGCAACCUGCCCCGCGAGGCGCUGGACACGGAGGAGGGCGAAUUCAUGGCUUGCAGUCCGGUGGCCCUGGACGAGAGCGACCCGGACUGGUGCAAGACGGCGUCGGGCCACAUCAAGCGGCCGAUGAACGCCUUCAUGGUGUGGUCCAAGAUCGAGCGCAGAAAGAUCAUGGAGCAGUCCCCGGACAUGCACAACGCCGAGAUCUCCAAGCGGCUGGGCAAGCGCUGGAAGAUGCUGAAGGACAGCGAGAAGAUCCCGUUCAUCCGCGAGGCGGAGCGGCUGCGGCUGAAGCACAUGGCCGACUACCCCGACUACAAGUACCGGCCGCGGAAAAAGCCCAAGAUGGACCCCUCGGCCAAGCCCAGCGCCGGCCAGAGCCCCGAGAAGAACGCGGCGGGCGGCGGCGCGGGCGCGGCGGGCGGCGCGGGCGCGGGCGGCGGCGCCAAGACCUCCAAGGGCUCCAGCAAGAAGUGCGGCAAGCUCAAGGCGCCCGCGGCCGCGGGGGCCAAGGCGGGCGCGGGCAAGGCGGCCCAGGCCGGGGACUACGGCGGCGGCGCGGGCGACGACUACGUGGUGGGCAGCCUGCGCGUGAGCGGCGCGGGCAAGACGGUCAAGUGCGUGUUCCUGGACGAGGACGACGACGACGACGAGGACGACGACGAGCUGCAGCUGCGCAUCAAGCAGGAGGCGGACGACGACGACGACGAGUCGCCGCACCAGCAGCUCCUGCAGCCCCCGCCCGGGCAGCAGCCGCCGCCGCCGCCGCCCCCGGCGCCGCAGCUGCUGAGACGCUACAACGUCGCCAAAGUGCCCGCCAGCCCCACGCUGAGCAGCGCGGCCGAGUCCCCCGAGGGCGCCAGCCUGUACGACGAGGUGCGGGCCGGCGGCACGGCGGGCGCGGGGGGCGGCAGCCGCCUCUAUUACAGCUUCAAGAACAUCACCAAGCAGCACCCGCCGCCGCUGGCACAGCCCGCGCUGUCUCCCGCAUCCGCGCGCUCCGUCUCCACCUCCUCCUCCUCCUCCUCGGGCGGCGGCGGCGGCGGCAGCAGCAGCAGCAGCAGCGGCGGCGAAGACGCCGACGACCUCAUGUUCGACCUGAGCUUGAAUUUCUCCUCCUCCCAGAGCGCGCACGGCGCGGCCGGCGAGCAGCAGCUGGGCGGCGGCGCGGCGGCCGGGAACCUGUCGCUGUCGCUGGUGGAUAAGGAUUUGGAUUCGUUCAGCGAGGGCAGCCUGGGCUCGCACUUCGAGUUCCCUGACUACUGCACGCCCGAGCUCAGCGAGAUGAUCGCGGGCGACUGGCUGGAGGCCAACUUCUCCGACCUGGUGUUCACCUACUGA